AUGUCAAGACCUGUUGCAGGGGUACGACACAAAUCAAUCAUCAUUACUGUCCCCGGAUCUCCCAAAGGUGCAAAAGAAUGCGUGGAAGCAGUUAUCAAAAUACUACCCCAUGCAUGUGCCCAGGCAGCAGGCGCUGAUUCAAGGACUCUGCAUGCGGGCGGUAUUCAGAAGCUAGAGAAAGAAGCCGGAAUAGCCAGCCAUACAGCAGUGUCGUCAAAGCCUGACGGAGGCCAUCACCACUGUCCCCAUCAUGGCCACGGACACGGACAUGCUAUACCCAAAGCACAUACGACCGCAGCAGAGAGACCAAGCUCCAAUGAUCCGGCUACUGGCCCAACUAGACGAUACCGUACCUCCCCAUACCCCAUGAUCUCCGUGGACGAGGCUCUCAAGUUGAUAUCAGAGCAUACACCCGAUCCUACCGUCAUCGAGGUGCCAGUGGACAUCUCGCUUGUUGGCUCAGUUAUAGCCGAAGAUGUCUUUGCCUCCGAAGCUGUCCCUGCCUAUCGAGCCAGCAUUGUCGACGGAUACGCCGUCAUUGCCCCUACUUCUCCCGGUGAAGGUGUUAGUACAAAGGGCCAGUUCCCAGUUGCAUCCGUCUCCCAUGCACAAGCCGCCUCUAUGCCUCCCCCAUUGACGCCCGGGAACAUCGCUCGUAUCACGACCGGGGCACCGCUCCCAGAAAACGCUAAUGCCGUCGCCAUGGUAGAAGACACAGUUCUGGUAUCAACCACCCCCGACGGUAAGGAAGAAGCCAUCGUUGAGAUCCUAACUGCAGAUAUUAAAGUAGGAGAGAACAUCCGCGAGCCAGGAAGCGAUGUCAAGCUCGGCUCCAGAAUCCUGCAAAAGGGAGACCUCAUUACCGAUGUAGGAGGGGAAAUCGGCCUACUGGCUUCUACCGGCACCAAGACAGUGAAGGUUUACAAGAAGCCAUGCAUUGGUGUCCUUAGUACCGGAGAUGAGCUGGUCGAACACUCUGACCCCAUCAAGCUUACAGGCGGCCAAAUCAGAGACUCAAAUCGCCCUUCUCUAAUCUCAUGCUUGACUUCAUGGGGUUUCCCAACCGUCGACCUUGGUAUUGCAAAGGAUACAUCCGGUCACCUGGAAGAGCUCCUCCGUGAUGCCCUACGCGGCGCAUCACCCUCUAACCCUUCGGGUGUAGACGUGAUCAUAACCACCGGCGGUGUUUCAAUGGGCGAACUGGACUUGCUGAAACCCACCAUUGAACGACAGCUAGGAGGCACCAUACACUUUGGGCGAGUGUCGAUGAAGCCAGGCAAACCAACUACUUUUGCAACCCUACCGUUUAAACCUAGCUCCCCUGAUUCGAACCAGAGAGAGAAAAGGGUUAUCUUCUCUCUUCCUGGCAACCCUGCUUCGGCUUUGGUUACGCUUAACCUGUUCGUACUGCCGUCACUGCAUAAGACUAUGGGGUUGGCCCAGAGAGGACUUCCAGUUAUCAAGGCUUCGUUGACACACUCUAUUCCUAAAGACCCCAAACGUACUGAGUAUCAUCGUGCUGUUGUGGGCUCAUCUGAGGAAGAUGGCCGGCUACUGGCUACAAGCACUGGUAUUACCGGUGUAGGCCAGCGAAGCUCAAGGGUUGGGAGCAUGGCUAAGGCUAACGCAUUGUUGGUUCUUGAACCUGGCUCUGGCUCGAUUGAAAAGGGACAGUUAGUCGAGGCACUAAUGAUGGGACCUUUGGUUUGA
Molecule: messenger RNA, 1710 nt
Organism: Trichophyton benhamiae CBS 112371
Lineage: Eukaryota; Fungi; Ascomycota; Eurotiomycetes; Onygenales; Arthrodermataceae
Product: molybdenum cofactor biosynthesis protein (MoeA), putative
Exons: 1
Coding region: 1-1710 (569 amino acids)
Biological process (GO): molybdenum incorporation into molybdenum-molybdopterin complex; Mo-molybdopterin cofactor biosynthetic process
Cellular component (GO): cytoplasm; cytosol
Molecular function (GO): molybdopterin molybdotransferase activity
Source: RefSeq, a predicted model, not a curated record